Drosophila teissieri is the source of this 4144-nucleotide messenger RNA. Its product is annotated as Alstrom syndrome protein 1 homolog a-like. The annotation marks the transcript as partial. The record is from RefSeq and is a predicted model, not a curated record. NCBI's taxonomy places the organism in Eukaryota, Metazoa, Arthropoda, Insecta, Diptera, Drosophilidae. The transcript has 5 exons.
ACUGUUUCCUCAUUGAGAGCCAAGUGUGGUGCAGUGGGAAAGGCAAAGAUGUCCAGUUCCCGCCAUCGCAAGCCGGCGAAAUCAUCCCGCGUUCCUCCACAAGCCCGGGAAUAUAUCAGCGCCAUGGCCGAGGACCGGGAAUUGGAGCGAUUCAUGGCCUUCUCGUCGACGGCCAGCAGUGCAGCCAGUGGCAGCACCCACAGCUGUGCCCUGGGCUCAGUGCUGCCGCCAGCUUGUGCCUCCAUGGAACAUGGAUCGCGGCCAGCAUCCGGCCACAGGCGUCGCACGAAGAGCAGCGACCAUCCACCUGACAAAGAAGGAGCAGAGGAACAGCUCCAGGAACUGCCAGUGUCACCGCCCAUCAGUAAACACACAAUCCCCCAGUUGACAUCUCCAAAAUCACAAGUAACUCGCACAAAAUCUGAUGAAUACACCAUAAUACCCAUUGUAUUGGCCAGUAGCCCCAGUUUUCGACCCGUAGCAGCCACACAAACCAUCUCCCAGUCCGCCGAGGACCUACGCACACCCACCAAGUCGCCCAGGAUGCAGAGCAAAAAGACGCAGACACCAGAGUCCGCCCUCAAGUCGCACAAGCGCCUGGAAUGGGAUCCUGCGGCCGAUGUGGGCUACUACAAGCGGGCACUGUCCACGAGUAACAUCAGCACCCUGGAGCGAUCGGUACUGGAGGAUUGUGGCUGGCGUCAGCCCACCCAGCAGCGACCCGAGACGGAUGCGGAUCGAUUGCAGCGCCAGGAGGCGGAGGCACCGUCGCCAAUGCUGGACAAGCCAACGCCACCGCUGGCUUGUAGUACAUUUGUCAAUCGCAGCGAUCGCGUGAAGCCUUUGAGCACUAGAAUGGAUUCCAUGGAAAGUUCGUUGAGCUGUGGAAAAGGGGAUUCUCGGAAGAAAUCCCAAAGUAAAUCCAAGAGGGAGGAUUCCGGAGGCAGCUCUCGUCAGAUGGACUCACGCAGCAGCUCGCGCAAGGAGUCAACCCAAGGCAGUUCCAAAGAAAAAGACAAAGCUAGGGAGGCUUCCCAAAUUGACUCCACCAAAGAAGAAUCUAUCGGCAGCCGUAAGAAAGAGGAUUUAAGGCUUUCCUCGCGUGUGCAAGAUCCACAGAUUAGUUCUCGCAGAGCAUCGCUAAGUGGCUCGCGGAGGGAAUCACUGAGCAGUUACAGAAGAGACGACUCCAGGCUCAACUCGCAGAACAGCUCCAGACUGGGCUCACAUGUCAGCUCAAGGGCGGAGAAUUCGCGUUCCAGUUCAAGGCGGGCAUCGCAAGCCACCUCGCUGUACGGCAGUUCGGCGGCCAGUAGCUUUGAUUACCACAUGCACAUAGAACAGGAAUUCCAGGUGGUCAAGCAGGAUGAGGGGAGGCAGAAGGAGAAGGAGGAUGAGCCGAAGGAGCAACUGGAAAAAGAGCAGCAACAAAAGGAUCUGCAACCAGGGGAACACAGGCGAAAAGAACAGCGGGACAAGGAUCAACCAAUGGAAAGGGAACAGAAGGCCAUUCAGCAACUGGCGCGGGACCAAAGAAAAGCUGAACAGCGCGAAAAGGAGCGCGAGCAGGAGCGACAGUACACAGCGGCCCAGUUCGAGAAGAUUUGGGGCAGUCGGCGGCAUGAGAACAAGGAGAACCAGCAACCCCAGAACUUUGUAGUGAAUCCCUCCACCGGCGCAAGCGCAACCGCAACCGGCUCCACAUCCUCCUCAUCGAUGGAAAUUGGAUCUGGAAGUAGACCGCGCGGGGAACUGGAUCUGGGAAUCGAUUUGCUCUGUUCUCUGGUGAAAACGCGCAGCCUCAGCCAGGGACAGAAGAAGAAACUCGUCAGGGACAUAGCCAGGCGUAUCUCCUGCCUGGAUCUGGCCGAAUCCAGCACUAGUUUGCGCUCCCUGAGCAACACAAAGGAGCAGCCGAAGGGAGCUCAGCAGCGCCAAGAUGCGGCCACCAAUACGACCCAGUCCAGCUCGAGAAGCUCCUCGAAAGCUGAACGCAUUACUCUACCCGUGCCCGUGCCUGCUCCACGAAAGCGGGGAACUGCGGGAACGCCGUCGCCACUGCCUGUCAGUUUAUCGCACAGCGGUUCCACCAGCGCCUCGCGCGAGCUGAUCACCCAAAAGACCAAUGUGCCAACGCGCGAGGCUGCCUCAACGGACGCAGAUGCCGAGCCCUCGGACUUGCAGGAGUGGCUGAAUCCCAUGACCCAGAGUGAAAUAGAGUACGAGCAGCGUUUGAAGGGAGGCGCGGAUGCGGAGCGAAGGAAGCAGCUCAGCUGGAUCGACACAGAGAUUCGUCGCCUGGAGGCGUUGCAGAAGCUGUUGUUCAAUGCCAUCGCCACGUUGCCCAACGGUUCGCACAUUGAGGCAGACAAGGAAUCUGAGCGACCGCGAAUGGAGUAUCUUUUGCCACAAGCAAUGCAAGCGGAAGCCUUUGAUGAGGUGGAAGAUCCGGGAACACCAACUACACCGCCGCCUCCCAUGAGAAUUGAAUCGGCGGGAGUGAUGCUCAGGGAACUGCCUCAAACUCCUACGCCGCCAGUGCCGCCGCCACCACCACCACCUCCUCACCUUAACCAGCAGAAACCAGUGAGCCGCAAAAAGAUGGCCACUCCUGUGCUCGCUUCGAGUAGCUCCUCCAGUGGCGGUGGUCGCAGCGAAAGUGUUUGUUCCUUUGUCCAGCAACGGCAGCGGCAGUUCCGCGAGCAUUAUCAGAACCAGCAGCAGCAACAGUUGCUACUGCUGCAGCAACAGAAACUCUACCAGCAGCAGAAGCAGCUAAACCAGCAAAAAGAUCUUUUGAAACAGAAGCAGCAACAAUGUGCUGCCCAUUGCGAGCAUUGUGGGCACCAGCGCACGUAUGUUCAUCAGCAGCAUUGCCCGCAGUACCAAGGGCGACACCAGGAAGCACAGGAGCCACACGACGAACGAGAGCAGUAUAUGCAGAUGCAGUACGCCCAGGCGGCGAGGAGUGCCUAUGCCACUCCACUCCAGAGUGGCAGCGCCGGCUAUAGCUGUGCGGAUAACAAGGAAGCCGUCUACUACCAGGUGGUCAACUCGCAGGGAGCAGCCAGCUAUGUGCAAGCAACGAUGGUGAGCACAGGGCAACAGGGGCACGAAGCAUCUGCAACUGGCGGAGGAGCAGGCGGGUCGGCCGUCAGCAGGUCGACGACAACCACCACCAGUUCGUCCACCUCGAUGAUGUGCAUCAGCUCGGAUAUGUCCAUACCCAUGGGCAUGGUGAACACGUGUGAGACCACCACAACGACCACCACACAUCAGUACGACGAUGUGGCAUGUCAGCGGGUGCGCAGGCUGCACAAGGAGACCAGGCAGCGAGCAGAGAGCAUGCAACGCCAGACGCUGCAAGUGCGUCCACGUGCCAUUGCCUAUGCCAUCCAGUUCACGCCGACGGGCGACAGUGAGGUGUUUCCGGAGACGCGAUCCCUGCAGGAUCAACUGCAGCUGGCACGCCCCGAGUUCUGUGCCAAGUCCAAGCAGCGCAAGGCCAUACUCAACCAGAUGCAGAUGAUACGCAACCAUCGGCGGCAGGAGCUCGACAAUCUGUUGUGCGAGAACACCAGCUUGGAGACGCUGGACAGGCGUCUGCAGCAGCUGCCACCGCCAGCCACUUCUCGCUUGAGGAUAUUUACCACCAGGGAAAUGAAGGCCAUGACCACCAAACGCUGCCAAAGUCUGCCGGAAGUGAUGGCCGCCCAAAGUCGGCAGCUGGAAGAGCGGCGACGUCGCUGCAAUCGCAUGAUGCGGGAUGUCUUCAACAAGCGCCUUCAAAAUCGCGUGGCCAACGGACAAAUUUCGCUCAAUCACAGCGCGGCAAUCAUCUAGCGAGGAUCGAAUUAGGAUUUAACCACAGCCACAGAAAUGACCACCCACCAGUUAUAGUUUCUUAUUAUUAAUCUUUUGCCACUGCCAGGCUUUUUAUUUCUUUGUAUAGCUUUUAAUCGUUCACAAUUGUUUGACACCAGCACCAGGUUAGGCUUAGUUUAUAGCAAAUAAUAAUAAUAAUAAUCAAAUUUGAGGUAGGCAGUCAGCCAACUACAAACAUAGAAACUAUGUUGAUCCUAUGAAACCAGAAUUUGACUAAAUUUGUAAUGUUUUUAAAGAAAUAAAUUGAACAACACACGAA